Rotaria sp. Silwood2 is the source of this 604-nucleotide messenger RNA. NCBI's taxonomy places the organism in Eukaryota, Metazoa, Rotifera, Eurotatoria, Philodinida, Philodinidae. The record is from the annotation of a GenBank genome assembly.
AUGUAUUCUUCUCCAUCAUCAUCAUCAAAACAAGAAGAAGAAGAAUUAUUAUCUUCUCAUGAAAAAUAUUAUUUUGGUCCAAGUCGUUUAUUAACUAAACGAAUUUAUCUUAAAUCAAAUGAUAGUACAUUAGAUUUUACAAUAACAGGUGGAAAUAAUCUUCAACCUAUUCAAGUCGCUUCUGUUGUUUGGAAUUCUCAAGUUUAUUUACAAGGAAUGAGACCUGAAGAUCAAAUUAUUUCUGUUAAUGGAAUAUCAUUUCAACAAAAUAUUAAUUAUACACAAGCUCUUCAAAUCUUAUAUUCAACAAAUGAACUUGAUAUUAUUAUUCGUACACUUCGUAUAAAUGCUCUUGAUGCAACAUUAUAUGAUUGGUAUGAUCCAAUUCAACAACGUUCAACAUCUCCACCACAAGGAACUUAUCUUUCAAUUGAUGCUCAAUUACCCUAUUUUGAAAGAACAGUAACAGUUUCAGUCGAAAAAGAUAAACGUCUUGGUUUAGUUAUACGUGGUGGUGCUGAAUAUGAUCUUGGAAUAUUUAUAUCAGGGGUUGAUAAAGGUUCUCUUAGUGAUGAAUCGGGUCUUUCAGUAGGUGAGCAAGUAG